AUGAAUAGCCGCGUGGCGAAGCAAACGCGCACGGCGAAGCGCGGCGCGCGCGUCGCGGCGCGCGCGUUCGAUGACGUGAACGUCGUGAUCUCGUCGGCGAACGCGAUUUGCCUGGCGUUGGGACGAUUCGUGUUUUUGCCGUACCAACGCGCGCAAGUCGAACGCGUGGGCGCGCCGACGCAAAACGGACAGACGCACUUCGCGGCGGGCGACUCGCGCGCGGAGGAGGCGUCCUUCAUCGUGUCGACGAACGAUCCGGCUGGGUUCACGAUCGUGGACCUGCUCGCGUGGGGGUCCAUCGGGCACGCCGUCGGAUUUCUCGCGCUCGCGUCCCAGUCGGCGCAAACGAUGUUGUGA
This is a messenger RNA of Ostreococcus lucimarinus CCE9901, 357 nucleotides long. RefSeq names its product psaG, PSI-G, subunit V, photosystem I polypeptide (gene psaG). The record is from RefSeq and is a predicted model, not a curated record. Gene Ontology annotation, biological process: photosynthesis. The transcript has a single exon. Gene Ontology annotation, cellular component: membrane; photosystem I. Lineage: Eukaryota; Viridiplantae; Chlorophyta; Mamiellophyceae; Mamiellales; Bathycoccaceae. The coding region runs from base 1 to 357 and encodes 118 amino acids.